AUGGGGACCUCGAUUUUAUCUGAAGUCUGGACUCAAAGAGGAGUUUUUUGCAUGCUUUUGCUCCUCUUGCUCUGCUGCUUUAGUGGGAAAUGUGAGCCUCAGGAAUCAAAACCUUCAACGCCAGCUAACGUCCCCACUGUGAAACCUCUCCACAACCAAAUCAAUGCACCUCAGGCCUUCCCAGAAGAAGAGAGGGCCAGCCUCCCUGUGUUUACUAUGGACUACCCCCGGAUUCAGGUCCCCUUUGAGUUUACUCUGUGGGUACUGCUGGCCUCCUUUGCCAAAAUUGGUUUCCACAUUUACCAUAAAAUCACCAUUUGGAUCCCAGAGUCCUGUCUCCUGAUCACAAUUGGCCUCAUCGUCGGUGCCAUCAUGCACUCCGUCAAAGAGGAACCCCCCGCUGUGCUCAGCUCCAAUGUCUUCUUCCUCUACAUGCUCCCACCCAUCGUCCUCGACAGUGGUUACUUUAUGCCCACAAGGCCAUUUUUUGAAAACAUUGGCACGGUGCUGUGGUACGCCGUGGUGGGAACUCUGUGGAACAGUAUUGGCAUUGGGCUUUCUCUGUUCGCCAUUUGCCAGUUUGAAGUGUUUGGAGUGCAAGAUAUCAACCUGCAGGAGAACUUGCUGUUUGCCUCCAUCAUUUCAGCCGUGGACCCAGUGGCUGCUCUGAAUGUGUUUGAGGACAUUGGAGUCAAUGAACAGAUUUACAUAGUCAUAUUUGGAGAGGGCCUCUUCAACGAUGCUGUCACUGUGGUGCUUUACAGCAUGUUUGCCUUUUUGGCAGACUUACCCAUUGUUGAAUCCAGUGAUGUGUUUUUGGGAGUGGCCAGGUUCUUCGUGGUGGGGUUUGGGGGUGUCCUUUUUGGCCUUCUUUUCGGAUUCGUGGCUGCUUUCACCACACGUUUCACCCACAACGUCCGUCAGAUCGAGCCCCUCUUCGUCUUCAUGUACAGCUACCUGGCGUAUCUGGUAGCUGAGCUGUUUGCAAUCUCCAGCGUCUUGGCCAUUAUAACAUGUGCCAUAACCAUGAAGUACUACGUGGAGGAGAAUGUAUCUCAGAGAUCCUGCACCACCAUUCGCCAUGUUGUGAAGAUGCUGUCCACCGUCUCUGAAACCCUCAUCUUCUUCUUCCUGGGUGUUGUUACAAUAACAAGUGAACAUGAGUGGAACUGGGCCUACAUCCUGUUUACCCUGCUCUUUGCCUUCAUCUGGAGAGGACUUGGAAUUCUGGUGUUGACUCAGAUCAUCAAUCCGUUCCGCACCAUCCAGUUCACUUUCAAGGACCAGUUUGGACUCGCCUAUGGAGGCCUGCGAGGGGCAAUCUGCUUCGCCCUGGUCUUCACAUUGCCCAGUAACAUCAACAGAAGGAACCUGUUUGUCACGGCUUCAAUCGCCAUCAUUAUUUUUACUGUUUUUAUACAGGGCAUCAGCAUCCGUCCCAUACUAGAGUAUUUAAACAUCAGGAAGACCAACAAAGACCUGAACACCAUCAAUGUGGAGAUUCACACCAGGGUGAUGGAGCAUGUUGUUUGUGGUAUUGAGGACCUGUGUGGACAGUGGAGUCACUAUUACUGGAAAGACAAGUUCAAGAAAUUCAACGAUCGUUUUUUGAGGCGCAUCCUGCUUCGAGACAACAGGGCUGAGUCCAGUAUUGUGUCUCUGUAUAAGAAACUGGAGCUGCAGAAUGCCAUUGACUUACUGGACACACCUAUGGGAGACAUCAGUGCUGCGCCAUCUAUUGUUUCUCUACAUGAUGAGAAGAAGAUGGAGAAGGAGAUGUCUCGACCCAAGAAGAAGUUCCUGGCAGCUGACGUGAGGAAAAUGCACGACAUCCUGUCAAAGAACAUGUACAAGAUCCGUCAGAAGACGAUGGCAUACACCAACAAGUACAAUCUGCCCGACGAAAGCCGAACCAGGGAGAUUCUGAUCCGCCGCCAUGCGAGCAUCAGGCGGAGCCUUCGUGCAGGAAGUUUCCAUGAGAUGCCAGCACAGAAUAUCCCCAAGUCUCAGAAGUACUACUCCCUCCAACCUGGUGGAGAUCUGGAGUCUGCCUUUGCCCUCAGAAGACGAAGUCACGGUGGUGGUGAGGUGGACCGUCUCUCGGCUCGUCUCCAGUCCUCUGGUGUGUCGCUCCGCUCCUCGUCCCGCUCUCUAGUACCUAUGAGGAGGUUGAACACCAUCAAGGAGUCUGGAAGUGCAGGGGAGCAGUCAGCCACUUCUGCCUACCCACAUGCUCCAUCUCCUGGAGCACACAGGAGAGCACCAGUUCCUGCACCCAGGAGACGCAGUUCAGAUUGGGCAGAAGGAGACGAAGACCUUGCUGACCUUGAACAUCCAAGUGGAGGGGUGCAACCACUUCGUCCUCCCCAGCUACCACCACCUCGUGGCUGGUUACCCGAGAACCAGGAUCCCAGAGAAAACGGGGCGGGAAAUCCCUUACUUAGACACUCCUCACAGGGGCCUCGAGGAUCAGGGAGAUCAUGAUGAAGUGAGAAGGACACAGGAAAGUAUUUCGGGUCUGGUGAAAUGAGACAUAUACUGUAAACCUUUCCCGACGAAGUGGAGCUGCUCUGGAGGUUGAGUCCUUCUUUUUGGUUGAUCAAAAAGGGGAUAGUGUUAAAAGCCAAAUGAACUAACUAAAUAAUUUACAAGCUUGAGCAUCAUAACACAAAGGAGCAAUAACCCAGACUAUGGACACUCUGCCUUAUUACUUCCUCCUGAAAUCUUUCUCUAUGUCUGUAAAAUAAAAUCAGAAAUGCUACAAUGCAACACGUAUUGCCGUGUUCUGCAUGGUACAUGUGUAUUUGCACAUACAUAGACCUUUUUAAUUUGUCAGUUUUUAUAUGUGUGCAUGGGUAUAAUUGUGUGGAAGUCCUGAAGGUCAAUAGUUUAAAUGACUGUAAUAUUUAAAAUAAGUAUACAGUAAAUUGUUUACUAGUAGUAUUUUUAUUUAAACACUGUACUGUGAUUUUAAUGACUAAAUGUAGCCAGUGUA
Messenger RNA from Toxotes jaculatrix (banded archerfish), 2995 nucleotides. RefSeq names its product sodium/hydrogen exchanger 2-like. Bases 1 to 2484 code for a protein of 827 amino acids. The transcript has 13 exons. Gene Ontology annotation, biological process: sodium ion transport; regulation of pH; proton transmembrane transport. The record is from RefSeq and is a predicted model, not a curated record. Gene Ontology annotation, cellular component: membrane. Lineage: Eukaryota; Metazoa; Chordata; Actinopteri; Toxotidae. Gene Ontology annotation, molecular function: sodium:proton antiporter activity.